UACGAGUCCAGAGAGUAAGGGUUCUCUUGCGGCCGCGCUCGCGUCACGGCGGCGCAGCAGAAUUCGAAGCUACGGUUUUCUCUCUUUCGUAGAUCCUUGGAGUUUCCUAUGGAGCUCGGUUGUUGAUCCAUUUCUAGGGUCUGGAUCGGUGUUUCCUCGGUUCGGCCUCCGACACCGAUGGCUACCGUCAACACUUUUGAUCUCCUGGCCGAUGACGACAACGACGAUCCUUCUCAUCUUAUCGCUGUCCGGCAACAGAAGGUUGCCUCCAAGAAGCCCCACGCACCCGCGGCUGUGCCGGCGACCAAAUUCCUGAACAAGCCCCUCCCUCCCGCUCAAGCAGUUAUUUUUUUUGCUAUUCUUGAUCCUUCCCGAUUACUAUUUGCUCGAAAAAUUGGUUGGCAUUUUGUUUGUUCUUCGGGCUAGUUUUAUCAACAAUUAAUUAGUCAAAGGAUUUAGGAAACGGGGACGUCAAUGGAUUUGCCAGGGGCUACGGUGGCGGUGUUUCUGAAGAGGGUGAUGGUGAUAAGCCCUUUGAAAGGGGGCGUGGAGGAUAUAGGGCGCAACGGCAGUAUUUUCGUGAUGGUCGACUUGGUGGAUAUGGCAAUAGUAAUGGAGAAGGCGGGUCUGACUCUGAGCGACCCCCACGUAGAAGGCGGUGGAAGCGGUCGGUGUUAUGAGAUGAAGCGUGAGGGCACAGGGCGUGCGAACUGGGGAACCACGGAUGAUUAUUUGAUUGCACAAGGGACCGAAGAAGAGGUAGACAUGGAUGGGAAGCUUGCAAAUUCUAAGGAAGAAGACGAUGGUGGAACACAAACAGAGGUGAAUAAGGAAAGCAUGGAGGCCACAGCAAUUGAAACUGAUGAAAAAGAACCUGAAAAUAAGGGUUCCGACAAGGAUAUGGGAAGAAAAAAAUAUAGUGCUGAUCAGGUGGAGCGGAGCAAAAAGUCCGAGUAUCACAGAGUUUCUGAGACCAGCUGAAGAGGAAAGAUGCUACAGUCUUGGUGGUCAUGGCCAUGGCAAAGGCCAAGGUGAUCAUGGAGCGAUUUGGCAGUGCAGCAGUAAGCCACACUUAUGCUCCUUCCAUUGAGGAUCCUGGACAAUUCCCCACACUUGGGGGAAAGUAGAAUACUAGUAUGCCAAUGCCUUUUUCCCCACCCUUCUCUUGCAUCUCUUUCAAAAUUUUGUUUAUCUAACUUAGAAACUUGUCUGACUUCUUUCUUUUAAUAAUUCUGUUUAGAAAUUCUAUAUGGUUAAUACACAGGUGGUACAAUUUCUUGUACUUGCAGUGUUCUCUUUGACCACUAGUAUGAAGUAUGUGGUUAGAUAAAACUAGCAUUGGAAUAGUAGAAUCUGAUCCAAAACAUUGCAUUUCUUUGGAUUUCUUUGAAUCUUCCUGCUGCUGUUUGCAUUAUCUGAUCCAAAACAACCUUAUUCUGAUCUGAUGCAAAUUUUCAAUUCAGUCAGAUAUGUUAUAUAGAAAUGUGCUGUGGAAUUAGAUUUCUUCAGAAUAAUUAACAAACAACUGUGAUGAUCUCUAUAGCAUGCCCCUUCUUUGGCUUUACAUUGGUUCCACUGCAUGACAAGUAGGGGAACCAAUGUAUUCGUUUGAUGUCACUCACAGUCAUCCAUAAACCUGCCUUGAUCCUAUCCUACAGAUGACAUGAGCAGUUGACAUGACAGCUUUUGUGUGUAUAUAUAUAUAUAGAGGGAGAGAGAGAGAAGUGAACAAGUACAAAUCGUGCCCAGCUUGCACGAUCCUCUCUCUCUCUCUCCCCUCGACUCGCUCCUCCAUCUUCCCUUAAAAGAGAGAGCGAGAGGAGAGAGAGAGGGAGAGAAGCCAUGGAGCCGCACUGCCACCCUGCCCAGGGAUUGACACAGGAGGAGAUGGCAGAGCUGGAGCCGGUGAUCCGAGCGCACCACACCUUCCCGCGUGCGCCGGGUACGUGCACCUCCCUCAUCACGCAGCGCAUCGACGCCCCGCUGUGCGCCGUGUGGCCCGUCGUCCGUAGCUUCGACCGGCCCGAGCGAUACAAGCACUUCAUCAAGAGCUGCCGCCUCGUCCGCGGCGAUGGUGGCGUCGGCAGCGUCCGGGAGGUCACCGUCGUGUCGGGCCUCCCGGCGUCCACCAGCGUCGAGCGGCUGGAGAUCCUGGACGACGACCGCCACGUCCUCAGCUUCUGCGUCAUGGGCGGGGAGCACCGGCUCAGGAACUACCGCUCCGUCACGUCGGUCACCGAGCUCCACCGGGAAGGUAAGGCCUACACCCUCGUCCUCGAGUCCUACGUUGUGGACAUCCCGGAGGGGAACACCGAGGAGGACACCAAGAUGUUCACCGACACCGUCGUCAAGCUCAACUUGCAGAAGCUCGCGGCGGUGGCCAUGGCCUCCUCGCGCGCUGAACCAUGCACUGCGUCAGGUCGGACCUGAUGACGCUAACAUGCACUGCGUCGGUUCCCUCUUUCAUAUGCUGCCUCUGUUGUUUCACUUGAACUCUUCGUAUCUUUAACCUUGGUGUUUGCUAUACUGUAGUUUGAGAUAAACCCCAUGUUUCUUUCCUUA
This is a messenger RNA of Musa acuminata AAA Group (dessert banana), 2562 nucleotides long. RefSeq names its product abscisic acid receptor PYL2-like. Gene Ontology annotation, molecular function: protein phosphatase inhibitor activity; signaling receptor activity; RNA binding. The transcript is spliced from 4 exons. Gene Ontology annotation, biological process: abscisic acid-activated signaling pathway. The record is from RefSeq and is a predicted model, not a curated record. Gene Ontology annotation, cellular component: cytoplasm; nucleus. Lineage: Eukaryota; Viridiplantae; Streptophyta; Magnoliopsida; Zingiberales; Musaceae. The coding region runs from base 1843 to 2430 and encodes 195 amino acids.